UAAAUUACAAUUAUAUAGCCCUUCUGUGGAAGAAAUAUUUUUACCGAACUUUAAAAUUUAAACACGCGUUGGCAUUUGGUGGGAAGAGGACAACAACUCGUUGCCCCUUUUCUCAAUCAGUUUCUAGCAAUCAAACACACUCACAAAUAUUUGUAAUGCAGAGAGAGACCAUUCCAAAAGAAAUAAAUGAGAGAUCAGCUCAAACUAGCAAAAGAGAUAGUCAUGAAGGAACAAGAUCAUCAUCAGGAAAGUACAGGAUCAAAAAGCAAAGCCAAAACGGUGGUCGAAGAAGCCUUCUUGUCUGAUGAUGAUGAUGAUGAACCCGGUGUUGAGAUUUUGGAAGUUGCUGAAGAAGACGACAAAACAUUUUACAUCCACAAACCCAUUCUGCAAAAAGCCACUGACAACAGCUCCUCAAACUCAAUCUCUAUACGGAACAGCGAUUUCGACCUGGAGAGACACCUCAAGUUUGACAUCAUGAAUUCUCUACUCGAAAUAAUCAACCCCACUUCUUCAGGUAACUUAAAUAUUCAUCAUCAUCAUCUUCCUCAACAAGUUGAUCCUCCUCCUCCUGAAAAUUUCGAUGAUCAAAAUGAGACCAGUGACGGUGGUGAUGAUGAAUUUAUUAAGUACCCUAAUAAGACUAAUAAUCCUUUAGGGAAAGUAAAAUAUUUGACCUCACCAACUCAAAGUCAUUCUUCUUCAUUGAUCAUUAUCGAAAACGGUCAGUCUUCGAAUUCGAAUUCAACGAAAGACGACCAAUCUUGUUUUGAUUGCGAAAUAUGCGUUGAGACAAAGAGUGCAAGUGAGUGUUUCGGUGUUAAGGGAUGCAGACAUGCUUACAUUGUCUCUAAGCUUAAAGAAAACAUUACCAACAUAGGCUGUCCGGUUCCCGAUUGCCAAGGGUUUCUAGACCCCGAUUAUUGCUGUUCGAUAAUUCCUCCGAUGAUGUUUAAGAGGUGGGGUUUCGCUUUGUGUGAGGGUGCUAUUCCUGAGUAUGAGAAGUUUUAUUGUCCCCACAGGGAUUGCUCUGCGCUGUUGAUUGAUGAUGGGAAGAAGAUCACAGGGCAAUGGGAGUGUCCUCAUUGUAAGAGAAUGUUCUGCGUGCAGUGUAAAGUUCCCUGGCAUGAUUCUAUCACCUGUGAGGAGUUUCAGAGGAACAACGUCAACGAGCUAGGUAAGGAAGAUGGCAUAUUAAUCUAUCUUGCUGAGACUAAACAGUGGAGGAGGUGCCCCAGUUGCAAUUACUUCGUGGAAAAAGUUCGAGGUUGUAUGUAUGUCAAAUGCAGUGCAAGGAAUAAAGGAAUAUUGUUUUGGUUGGAGCGCAUUAUGGAACUGGUUUCUGCUACAGGUGUGGAAAUCAUAUAAGGAGGAGUAUGCAGCGCAAUUGUCCACAUUGUGCAGGUGCAAAAGUAAAGAGCAUAUAUGCUGUAGAAUCGUGAUGUGUAAGAGGCAAAUGGGAAUUUAGCCAGUGUUCCAGUUCAAAUUCAAGUAACCAUAUAUACAUAUAGAGCAAUUUCCUGAAGGAACUUGAAUAGUGAAUGUAAGGGGCAUAAAAGAAAGAGAAGGCAGUUAUACAG
Molecule: messenger RNA, 1580 nt
Organism: Ziziphus jujuba (common jujube)
Lineage: Eukaryota; Viridiplantae; Streptophyta; Magnoliopsida; Rosales; Rhamnaceae
Exons: 3
Coding region: 187-1368 (393 amino acids)
Biological process (GO): positive regulation of proteasomal ubiquitin-dependent protein catabolic process; protein polyubiquitination; ubiquitin-dependent protein catabolic process
Cellular component (GO): ubiquitin ligase complex; cytoplasm
Molecular function (GO): ubiquitin conjugating enzyme binding; ubiquitin protein ligase activity; zinc ion binding
Source: RefSeq, a predicted model, not a curated record